AUGACGACCCCCCCCAGCUCAUUCCAGCAGGAGCCCCUGACUCCCCCCAGCUCAUUCCAGCAGGAGCCCCUGACCCCCCCCAGACCCCCCCACUCCUCCCUGAAGCCCAACCAGGUGGGUCAAGUGGUUCUGUAUGGUGUACCCAUCGUCUCCUUGGUGAUUGACCAUCAGGAGCGGCUGUGUCUGGCCCAGAUCUCCAACACUUUGCUAAAGAACUACAGCUAUAACGAGAUCCACAACCGCCGCGUGGCGCUGGGUAUCACCUGUGUUCAGUGCACCCCUGUCCAGCUGGAGAUCCUGAGGCGAGCUGGCGCCAUGCCCAUCUCCUCCCGCCGCUGUGGCAUGAUCACCAAGCGAGAGGCGGAGCGGCUGUGUAAGUCCUUCCUGGGGGAGAACAACCCCCCCAAACUGCCUGACAACUUCGCCUUUGAUGUGUCACACGAGUGUGCCUGGGGUAGUCGUGGUAACUUCAUCCCAGCGCGCUACAACAGCAGCAGAGCCAAGUGCAUCAAGUGUUCCUACUGUAGCAUGUACUUCUCUCCUAACAAGUUCAUCUUCCACUCUCACCGUACUCCUGAAGCCAAGUACAUCCAGCCGGACGCUGCUAACUUCAACUCCUGGAGACGCCACCUGAAGCUGUCAGAUAAAACCCCUCCUGAUGACCUGGCGUUUGCCUGGGAGGACGUGAAGGCCAUGUUUAAUGGUGGCAGCAGGAAGCGGUGUCUACCCUCAUCUCACUGCUCCGCCAUGGGGCCGGGGAAGGUUGUGAACUCUGGUCUGCCCCACAUGAUGACCCCUGACCUGGUCCAGAAGAGGAGCCGCUUCGAGGAGGAGGAGGACCUGGAUGGAAGCAGCCUGUCUCCCCGUAAGAACACUCGCAGCUACCCGGUGAUCCCUGUGCCCAGUAAAGGGUUCGGCAUGCUGCAGAAGUUCCCCCCUACCUCCCUGUUCCCCAACCCUUACUCCUUCCCAGCCUUCAGCCUCUGUCAUCAGAAGAAAGAUGACAGUGAGGUGGCUGGAGGACAGAAGAACACUGGUCUAUCAGGUCUGCUGUGGCCAGGUCGUAAAGACACCUUCUACCCUCCGUUCUGCAUGUUCUGGCCCCCUAGGACUGCUGGGGGCCUCCCAGUGCCCACCUACCUGCAGCCACAACGCUCCGUCAACACUCUGUCCUCAUUGGCCGAGAGCCCCUCCCUCAGGCAGGCCUUCCUCGACCUAUCAGAGCCCCCACACCCAGGGGCGGGGCCAGGCAUGAGAGCCACACCCAGGUCAGGUCUGUUUGACCUUGACUCCUCCACCCUGACCUCUGACUUGCACCCUGUGACCUCAGAGGGCUGGCUGAAGGUGUUGGACACCCCGUCUCUCCAGGCUAGGAAAGCCUACUACCACUCAGCCUUCCGACCCGUCGUCAAAGAUGCAGAAAGCAUCGCCAAGCUCCAUGGCAACCUGGAUGAGUUUGGAUCAGAGCUCCACCUGUCCCCCGGGACCAGCUGCAGCUACACUCAUAAAAGCAGAGACCAUGGACUGCCUGUUUAUGCAACCAAAGAAAACUCCAAAACAGCUGAUGAAAACAAAGAACCUAGCAGCUUCUUUGUAUCAGAGACUAAAUCAUCUGACCCUGAGUACUGGAGAGAGAUGGCAGGGGAUCAAACUCAAGAUGGAAGUUCCCCUGUUCCACUAAAGGAGGAUGUUGAGAACAUGGAGAAAGAGGAACUCCAGAAGGUUCUAUUGGAACAGAUCGAUCUACGAAGACGACUAGAACAGGAGUUCCACGCUCUGAAGGGAAACUCCCCCUUCCCUGUGUUCCGUCUACCUCUCUGUAUCUAA
Molecule: messenger RNA, 1827 nt
Organism: Oncorhynchus gorbuscha (pink salmon)
Lineage: Eukaryota; Metazoa; Chordata; Actinopteri; Salmoniformes; Salmonidae
Gene: skor2
Product: SKI family transcriptional corepressor 2
Exons: 5
Coding region: 1-1827 (608 amino acids)
Biological process (GO): negative regulation of BMP signaling pathway; negative regulation of transcription by RNA polymerase II
Cellular component (GO): nucleus; transcription regulator complex
Molecular function (GO): RNA polymerase II cis-regulatory region sequence-specific DNA binding; SMAD binding; DNA-binding transcription factor activity, RNA polymerase II-specific
Source: RefSeq, a predicted model, not a curated record